Dicentrarchus labrax (European seabass) is the source of this 5869-nucleotide messenger RNA. RefSeq names its product forkhead box protein O3-like. Gene Ontology annotation, molecular function: RNA polymerase II cis-regulatory region sequence-specific DNA binding; DNA-binding transcription factor activity, RNA polymerase II-specific. Lineage: Eukaryota; Metazoa; Chordata; Actinopteri; Moronidae. Gene Ontology annotation, biological process: regulation of transcription by RNA polymerase II. The transcript is spliced from 2 exons. The record is from RefSeq and is a predicted model, not a curated record. Gene Ontology annotation, cellular component: nucleus. Bases 1180 to 3390 code for a protein of 736 amino acids.
GGAAUUUCCCCCUCGGGUAGUUUUCACUAUUGUCUUGUUUUAUCGCAGCUGGACGUGGAGGCUGGCACACAAAGCGCCGUGUGACGCUCCGCCAGAAAGAUCAUCAUUAUGCAGAGUUUUGAUUAAGAAUUUGGGUUUUGAUCCCUCCGUUCGUAUCAGAAAUGGUAGAGAGGGAGAGAGUAAGGCAGAGGGAGAGAGAGAGAGAGAGAGAGAGAGAGAGAGUUUGGGAUUUCGCUGUAAUCAUGUUCGGAGAGUAUUGAUUUCGUGAGCGCACUCCAAUUGGCAGCAUCUCCACUACAGCGCCGGCGCGUCAUCCUCGGUUCACAUCGACGGAACGAGUUGUAAGCAAAUGAGAACAUGUGUGGGAUCUGAGAGAGUGAGAAAAGGCAAGGGGGGAUAGAGGGGAGCAAGAGGAGGAGUGAUAAAAAGCCAGUUUUAUCAACCCGACAAGUGGAUACGAAAUCUGAUUACUGGACUAUUUUUUCUCUUUAUAUUUUUUUCAGACUGGGAAUUUAUCGAUUCGUCACAUGCGCACGCCUCUUCAUUAUAAUUGCAGACAGUUGGGUGCUGUUCAGGCUGAAUGGACUUGAAUGUGCCGCUGCCAGCUUAAUCCGUGCAGACUGGAAGAUUUAAUAAUUCACGGUAAUCACGCAUUAUCGCCUCAGUGGAUGCUCUCUACACAGCCCUGGUGAUUUUUCCCCCCUCUUUUCCCCAUUCUUCCUGUUGUCUUCUGGAGGGAUUUAUCGACGACUGCUUUGCAAAUAUGCUCCUUAUCUGAAAUAUCAUCUGUUGCUGCAACUGGAUUGAGAAGCCCCCUUGACUGGCUCUGACACGCGUUUGAGACUGUCUUGAGGUGAUGUGGACUGUUGAAUAAGAAGCAUUUCAAUCACCAUUUGAUUUUUACUACAGGUAAAAUGGACGAAAAAUUAUUAUUACUUUUAUUACUUCUCUUAUCUCUACACGCGAGGCUGUGAUUUUGCUUGCAUUCAUCAUGGUCCGUCUACUCCGUUGAAUUGCCUCUUAUUGAUUCAGACUGUAAGCUUAAUAGCACUGUUACGGGGCGAAUUUCAACGUAAAUUUCACGUGAAUUUCAUUGAAGACAGUGGGAUACGGGGAUCGUGGAGGUAUUUCCCUCCCUUGCUCUUCAUUUGAUUUAUUCCACUCUCAACUGAAGGGUAAAUGUUGAUGAUGGAGGACGACGAAUUAGACGCUCAUCAGGUUGAUUCGGAUUUCGAGCCGCAAAGCCGGCCUCGCUCAUGCACCUGGCCGCUGCCGUGCCCGGAGGAUUUCCCCGGUGGACACGAGGUCAGCGGGGGUCUUCCACUGGCCAAGAUCAAGGUGGAACCAGAGGACGUCCCGGCUUGCAGAGCGGGGCUCGUGGGCGGAACGCCGGGAGAGCUGAAGCAUCCAGCCGGCGCCCCGGCACCCACAGGCGCGACGCACCCAUGCCUGGCUGGCGCGGCUCUCGAUGUGACCGGACCGCUGCGCAAAGCCAAGUCCUCGCGGCGGAACGCGUGGGGGAACCAGUCCUACGCGGAUCUCAUUACCCGCGCCAUUGAGAGCACCCCAGAAAAGAGACUCACGCUGUCACAGAUAUACGACUGGAUGGUCCGUUAUGUGCCCUAUUUCAAGGAUAAGGGCGACAGUAAUAGCUCAGCUGGCUGGAAGAACUCCAUCCGACAUAACCUAUCCCUCCACACACGUUUUAUCAGGGUGCAGAAUGAGGGAACAGGGAAGAGUUCUUGGUGGAUGCUGAACCCAGAUGGAGGGAAGAUGGGCAAGGCCCCCCGCCGGCGAGCAGUCUCCAUGGACAACAGCACCAAAUACUUAAAAAGCAAAGGCCGCAUCAGAGGCAAGAGGGUUGGCCGUCCUGGGAUAGGAGCAGCUUCUGCUGUGGUGGGGCUCCAGGGCUCCCCCGACCAUGGCAGCCCACCACGGAAAGGCCUCCCAGGAUCUGGAGGUGCAUCUGGGACAGAUGGAGAGUUUGACGCUUGGACAGAUCUCCAUUCCAGGGCUAGUUCGUCAGCCUCUACCCUGAGUGGACGCCUGUCACCCAUCCUCGCAGAGGGAGAGCCAGAGGAACCAGAGGAGGGUGGUCUGUCCUGUUCCACCUCUCCCCACCUCUACCCCUCUCCGACCAGUGCCCGCUCUCCAUCUAUGGGGGCAGGGAAUCGCUGUCCUCCCUUGGAGCAGCUGCCUCAGCUGGCUAACCUGACAGGUGCCAUCAGUCUGGAUGAACAGCUGAUGGAGGACAGUUAUCAUCACCAUCACCCACCACAGCAGCAACACCAGCAGCAUCCGGCUGUUGGCAGACAUAAGCACCAAACCCCUGUCUACCACUACAGUUCUGGAGUGAAGGGACAGAGUCCCUAUGGUGCAGGCGUCUAUGGUGCAACAGGCAUGGGGAUGCUGUGCCACCAUUCACCCAUGCAGACCAUUCAGGAGAACAAGCCAGCCAGUUUCUCUGGAACCAUGCGGGCAUACUCCAGCACCAAUGCCCUGCAGAGCCUGCUUACAGGUGGUCCAGCUGGGCAACAAUACUGUUCCAAGGACAUGAUGCUGGGACAGGAGAGGGAAAGCCAUCCUAUGAUGGGUCAAGCUAGUAAUGGAGUUGGCUCCAACCAUCACAGCCACCACCCCGGCCACCACAAUGGCCACAGCCACAAUGGACCUCAUAGUCACAGCUCAGCUCAUAGCCAUAACAGAACUCAUAGCCAUACUCAUACUCACAACAAUGUAACCAACCACAACCACAACUCACCUCACAGCCUCGCUCACAACGGUCACAACCUCAGCCAGAGCCAUAACCACACACCGCCCCGGGCUGCGGCCCUGACCCCACGUGGCAACAGCAAUCAGCUGCACACAUACAACCACAAAGCUCCCUAUCUAUACAGCCCCCCAUCACAUGCCCACCUCCCAGCCUCCACCACCCUUCCCCCAAACCCAGCAGGUAUGCUUGGCAUGCCCCAGGACUCCUGCCAUGUGGCCACUGCCCCACACCCACACCCCCGUCAUAACCAUUAUCCUGACCCACAACACCAAGGCAUGACUAACGGACCAUACCACCAUGGCCAGGGGAUGGGGAAUGGUAGUGUUGGUAGCAACUACCAUGGCUAUCACCAACCUCACCCCCAUGAGAGACUACCUGCUGACCUGGACAUUGACAUGUUCCACGGUAGCUUGGACUGCGAUGUGGAGUCCAUCCUCCUCCAUGACAUUAUGGACUCUGGGGAGGAAAUGGACUUUAACUUUGACUGCUCCCUAGCCCAAGGGGUGGGCAUUGGCAUGGGUAUGGGCAUGGGUGUGACCAUGGGUAUGGGGAUGGGAAUGAGCGGUCUGGCCGGUCCACAGCAAGCCCAUAGCAACCAGAGCUGGGUGCCUGGCUGAAGUCUAGGACAACACAUCCUCCUCUGAAAGAACUACCCUACCCAUGAAGCACUGUGCUCAACUGUGACAUUCCUGACUUCACACAGAGCCUAUAGGACCAACACUCCCAUCUCUCUUUCUUGUCUUGACACUUAUUCUGUCACCCUAUCCUCUUUUGAUUUCCUUUCCCCUCGAGAAAUCUAGUUCAUGUCACAUUAGGUUUUUCUUCAUAUCAGCUAUACUGUGAUGACAAUCUCUCAGCUGUGCUUGCCCAACAUCGCUUCUCAUCUACCAUGAGAACUGAACUCUCAAUGCACUUUAUUGCAAGUGGGUCACAUCUUGCAGUGCAAUGUGUUCACAGAGCAGCUCAGGCAGAGCUUGGCAUGUUUUGUAAGGUGACUGCAGUACUUUAUGGCAACAAAUGAGGAAAUCACAAGUUCUGUUGAUAAAGUGUAAGAUCUUGGUAAAAUUAGACUCAUUUUCUUAUAUGCUGUCAUUGUCAGUGGUGGGGACAGUAAUUGUUUUUGAAGAAAAUCCUCAGUUGCUUAGUGAUUACUUCCUUAAGUUUUCAUAUUCAAAACCUUAGACAUCAUCUGUUUCUUAUCACUCACCUUACCAGAUUUAAAAUAUAAAUUAAUACAAUACCAUUAAAUUUAACUGAUUUGACACUGGUUUGAAUGUAUUUAUAAAAUACAUUUAAAUAAAAUGCUGAUCUGAAACCAGUUUAACAUUUCAAUGAUAAUGACAUUCACAUGCUCAUCAGAGCCAAUUAAUUAUCUUUCAUCAGUCCUGUUGUUUACAGCUUCAUGCAUUAAGUCCUUGGCACUUUGGCUUUUCUCUUGGAUAUAACAUUUUGUUAAUGCCCUUUUGCCUUUGGUUAGAGAAAAUUGUCACUACAUCGUUAAAUGGAUUCUAUCAUUACUGGCUAGCAAGCAAUUUGUUGAAUUAAAAUGCCGUAUCACCUUGUCUCACCUGGGGUUCUCGUGCCAGUUUCUCUCUCUCUCUCCUUCUCUAAGUCUCUCUCUCUCUGCCUGCCAGUGGAGACAAAGUGACCAUUCCUCACACCAAGCCAUUAAUGUGGCUUGAUUGAAAUUCAGCAUCUUGCUUUUAAUCUCCAAAGUGAUGCGGUGCCGAUGCGUCAUUAUUGAGAAUCUAACGCGUUGUCCUCCCAUCUCUCACCCCGACCGCCCGGGCCGCUGCUCGCCUCUCCAACUUAAUGUGCCAAGAAAGCGAGACAAAACUGUGAUUAACGCCAAGUCACUCUGCCUGCUGUCCUGCUCUGAGAAGGGCCAAUGUCACUGUCCUCUUGCCUGCUCACAGAGGGUACAAAAAAUGGAGACAAAGAUAGAACAAAAGUCUGUUGUUGCAGUGGGAUCAAUCAUCAGCCUCAGUUUCCAUGCUUUUUGGGUGUGUAUGUCUGAAAACAGGUAGUGUAUUUGUAUUGUAAAUCAUCUCCAUUAUCUGUAUUUUGUGUCCCACUGUUCCCAUGUUUUCAGUGCUUAUGCCCUGAGCUUCAAAUACUCAAACAGGUGCAAAGGGAGUGAUUUAAGGAGAAAACAAUCAGCCAAUCUGAUUGGCAUGAGUCUAUGUCAAACAGGGUUGUAAUGCCCCAGAGCCAUCCACAUCCACCUUUUGUGUGUUUAUUCUGUUGUCUUGUAGUUGUUGUUGUAUUGUUGAAAUUCUAAGGACCAAGGAGGACAGCGCUGAAAUAUCCAUAGUGUAAGGAUGGUAUUCAAUGGUAAAAUGAUGUUGGCUGUGCAGUAUGACCUUCCUGUGCUCCAAUACUGUGCAUCCCUCCCACAUGUGCUCUGCUCAACUGUCUCUGUGUUUGUGAGUGGGGGAGUCUGAAGCUUGUUUCUCACUGGCCUUGGGAGAGAAAAAAAGAGGACAACCCUAUUCUCUAGUUCCCUCAAUGAGACUCUCUGUGCUUGGUCUGUACCAAGUUCACACAAAGGAAAUGAGAGGGGGUACGGGUGGGGUUGGGGUUAUUAUUACAGCCAAAGGUCAAGCAUGGCACAGACUAUCAGACCCAUUAUUGAGGUAAAUACCUUUAUUUCAGGGCCUUUAGCUGCGCUGGUUCCAGUUAAUUUCCGUGUGGAAAAUGCGUGGAAUUUUGGGCAAAUGGGCCUCACAAAGCAGUUACGCUAUAACCUAUGCUACAGACAUUUAGCAAUGUCCUGCUAUUGGAAAGAGAGCUAUAUAUGAUGUCUAAUUUUCAUAUAUUUAUUUAUGAAAGAGAUUGGUCUUUGUCGCUCCUAAAUGUGGUAGUUGUUUGAGUCAACUCCUAUCCCCUUCCUCUUUUUUUCUCUGUUUUUUAAGAUGUCACUCUCCCUUUGCCCCUUUUACUGACUUUUAUUUUGUACAAAAUCUAUAUAUUAAGAAUAUUGUAUAAUAGUUUUUAAAAUCUCAAAAUAAUAAUAACAGUUUUGUUGUCUAUUUCUUUUUUAAGAGAAUGUAUCUCAUCAUCUGGUGACUGUUAAAUAAAUGAAAUUAAAAGAAA